Molecule: messenger RNA, 978 nt
Organism: Camelina sativa (false flax)
Lineage: Eukaryota; Viridiplantae; Streptophyta; Magnoliopsida; Brassicales; Brassicaceae
Cellular component (GO): chloroplast
Source: RefSeq, a predicted model, not a curated record
AUGGCGAUUUCUACAUUACUCUCAAUCUCUCCUUUCAGUCUAUCUUCUUCCUCAUCAACAAAAACCCAUUUCCUAACUACUACUAGGGUUUAUUCAUCAUCAUCAUCUUCGACUUCUCCCAAAUUGAAUCAAAACAAUCGUUUCCUAGGGAGUCAAAGUUCCAGUCUUUACUACCCAUUACGCCGCAAUUUCACCAGAUUCUCUUCUUCUCUAGAUGAGUUUCUCGGAAAAGCCAAAGAAGACAAAGAAGGAAACGAAAUCAUCCAGCUUCCGUCAUUUGGUGUGAACCCUGUUAAAUUCGCGAUUUACGUUGCGUUGUGGGCUUCCUUCUCUUUGCUUUGGUUUGCUAGGUCUGGAGAUGCCAAAGCCGCUACUGAUUCAAUCAAAUCAUCGAGCUUUGGUCUCAGAAUCGCCGCCACUCUUCGCCAAUUUGGUUGGCCAGACGAAGCUGUUGUGUUUGCUUUAGCUACACUUCCGAUUAUUGAGCUCCGUGGUGCUAUUCCCGUUGGUUAUUGGAUGCAGCUGAACCCUACGGUUCUCACUUUCUUCUCUGUUCUUGGCAAUAUGGUUCCAGUUCCGUUCAUAGUACUUUACCUCAAAAAGUUUGCGUCUUUCUUGGCGGGUAAGAGCCAAACAGCUUCUAAAUUACUCGACAUUUUAUUCAAAAGAGCUAAAGAGAAAGCUGGACCAGUUGAAGAGUUCCAAUGGUUAGGGCUAAUGCUCUUUGUAGCUGUUCCUUUCCCUGGAACCGGUGCUUGGACAGGAGCUAUCAUAGCAUCGAUCCUCGACAUGCCGUUUUGGUCUGCUGUUUCGUCUAAUUUCUUCGGCGUAGUGUUGGCUGGACUGUUGGUGAACUUGCUGGUGAAUCUUGGUUUGAAACAAGCCAUUGUAGCUGGUAUUGCUCUCUUCUUAGUAUCUACAUUUAUGUGGAGUGUUCUCAGGAACAUUAGGAAGUCUAUAAAACCAUCUCUGCCUUGA